AUGGCUGCAGUGUGCGCUACUGCGCAGGAUGCAAGCCGGGGCAGCGUCGAGGUCGACGAGCGAGAUGGCAGCUCGUCCUUGGCUCCACGAGGCAGAUCAGGCCUCAGAGCUGCCUUGGAGUUGCAGCAGGCGCCUGCUUACAGCGCUUACCACGACGCGGCCUCGGUCGACGAAAUCAAAUAG
Mixia osmundae IAM 14324 is the source of this 183-nucleotide messenger RNA. RefSeq lists its product as uncharacterized. The transcript is spliced from 2 exons. Bases 1 to 183 code for a protein of 60 amino acids. The record is from RefSeq and is a predicted model, not a curated record. Lineage: Eukaryota; Fungi; Basidiomycota; Mixiomycetes; Mixiales; Mixiaceae.